AUGGGAAAAUUCACUGUGAAAUCGCUAGACCAUCUGGUCCUAACGGUCCGCAGUAUCCCCAAAACUGUCGCAUUCUAUACAACCUACCUUGGCAUGCGGCACGAGAUCUUUACACCAGCUAACCAAUCCAUUCAAAGACAUGCCCUCAUCUUUGGAUAUCAGAAAAUAAACCUCCACCAAUCCGGCAAGGAAUUCGAACCCAAGGCCCGGGAUGUUAUGCCAGGAAGUGCCGAUCUAUGCUUUUUGACAGACGAAGCUGUGGAAAAUGUCUUGAAAGCAUUUCAGGAUGCGAGAAUGGAAAUUUUGGAAGGCGCCCAGGUUGUAGAACGAACCGGGGCUGUUGGGAAGAUUCGCAGUGUAUACGUGAGAGAUCCUGAUGGGAAUCUUAUCGAGUGA
Messenger RNA from Penicillium robsamsonii, 396 nucleotides. RefSeq names its product VOC family protein. Bases 1 to 396 code for a protein of 131 amino acids. The record is from RefSeq and is a predicted model, not a curated record. NCBI's taxonomy places the organism in Eukaryota, Fungi, Ascomycota, Eurotiomycetes, Eurotiales, Aspergillaceae. The transcript has 3 exons.